GGCGACUAGAAAACCCUAGGCCUCAACUCAUCCAUCAGAUAGGGAAGCACGCCGGAGCCCUAUUCCCCUGCCGCCAAAAUGGUGAACGUUCCGAAGACCAGGAAGACCUACUGCAAGAACAAGGAAUGCAAGAAGCACACCCUUCACAAAGUCACUCAGUACAAGAAGGGAAAAGACAGCCUCUCUGCCCAAGGAAAGCGUCGUUAUGACAGGAAGCAGUCGGGAUAUGGUGGUCAGACCAAGCCUGUUUUCCACAAGAAGGCAAAAACCACUAAGAAGAUUGUGCUGAAGCUGCAGUGCCAGAGCUGCAAGCACUACUCCCAGCGCGCCAUCAAGAGGUGCAAGCACUUUGAGAUCGGUGGAGAUAAGAAGGGCAAGGGGACAUCUCUCUUCUAAAUAGCUUUCAC
Molecule: messenger RNA, 407 nt
Organism: Lolium rigidum
Lineage: Eukaryota; Viridiplantae; Streptophyta; Magnoliopsida; Poales; Poaceae
Product: 60S ribosomal protein L36a
Exons: 4
Coding region: 79-396 (105 amino acids)
Biological process (GO): translation
Cellular component (GO): cytosolic large ribosomal subunit; ribosome
Molecular function (GO): structural constituent of ribosome
Source: RefSeq, a predicted model, not a curated record